Messenger RNA from Diachasmimorpha longicaudata, 1178 nucleotides. Its product is annotated as putative inositol monophosphatase 3. Gene Ontology annotation, cellular component: endomembrane system. NCBI's taxonomy places the organism in Eukaryota, Metazoa, Arthropoda, Insecta, Hymenoptera, Braconidae. The transcript has 4 exons. Gene Ontology annotation, molecular function: 3'-nucleotidase activity. Bases 1 to 1020 code for a protein of 339 amino acids. The record is from RefSeq and is a predicted model, not a curated record. Gene Ontology annotation, biological process: phosphatidylinositol phosphate biosynthetic process.
AUGACACUAAACAUAGGAGCUAACCUAAGAAUUCACAGGCUAGGAUUAUGCAUAACCAUCAUCUUCCUGAUUCUCCUGUACCUCUAUGCGAUCCGUCAAUCAUCGUACCUUGCGUCAAAGUCCAGCACUCCGUUUGUCUCUCUGAAAUUGUUGUUAGCCGGUGCUGUCAAAGCCGCUGAGAUUGGGGGUACCGAGGUGGUUGGGGUCCAUGAGAAGUCGAAGCUCGGGAUUGAGAGCAAGGGAAAGACCAAGGAGGGAAUCGAUGAUCCGGUGACACUGGCGGACUACAGGUCCCACUGUGCCAUGUACAAUUAUUUAUCCACCACGUUUCCCUCGGUUACGGUUAUUUCCGAGGAGAGAAGCAAGGAUUGCGAUGAAGUUGUCAUGCCCAGGGGCACCGAGGGCUCGACGAUUUUUGAGCAAGUGGACUCCGGCUGGGACGUCGCUGUUGAUCCAGAGCAUGUGACUGUCUGGAUCGAUCCUCUGGACGCUACCAAAGAAUAUACAGAAAGUUUGUUGGAGUAUGUGACUACAAUGGUUUGCAUCGCUGUGAGAGGUGUUCCAGUUAUAGGAAUUAUCCAUAAACCCUUCAUGCCCAAGCAAACGUACUGGGCUUGGACCUUCCAUGGGUCUUCCAAGAAUUUACAAAAUUUCUCUACUAAAAAAGUCCCGAGGGAUCCUAUCUUAAUAGUCUCAAGAUCCCACGCUGGAAAAGUCCACAAUGCUUCCAAAACAGCGCUAGGCGAUAACGUGAGAAUAAUUUCUGCUGCUGGUGCUGGAUAUAAAUUUCUAGAAGUUGCAGUUGGCAAUGCCACUGCGUACGUUCACAUGACAGCUAUCAAGAAGUGGGAUGUGUGUGCUGGAACAGCCAUUAUCAAGGCACUUGGAGGUACUGUAUCAUCACUAUCAGGAGAUACUCAACUAGAUUUCGGGACUACUGACUCAAUGGUCCUCGAAGAUGGUCUUCUGGCAACAAUGAGAAGUCACAAGUGGUAUCUGGAUAAAUUCAACAACGUUUGAAAUUUUCACGGGUAAUAACUGAGGAAGGAGAGCAUUAAGAAAGUUUCUUCCCGAAAACAUAAUUCAAUGUUCUAUAUUAUUAUGAAAUUCUCAUCCCUUUAUUAACGGGUACAUCGAGUAGCAAAUUGUAGAACAAUAAAAUUGAAAAAAGGACAGGA